AUGACGUCAAUAAAUACAACAUCUCAAGUCGCUCGAACCUCGCCGUCGCCCCGGCCCUCCAACCCUACUCCUCGCCCCGAGACACCCGCGCUGCCUUCGCCGCCCGACCUCCGCGACCAUGUAUACAAGAUCCCUUCGAGACGAAUUCUAUCACAGAAAGAUCACGAGCUGUUUCUCUCGUCGCCCACUUACAGCCUAAUCCUUGCCUUCGUCUUCAGCCUCUCCGAAUCCGUCGAAGAUACACCUCGCUCUGCUGUCAAAGACGGCGAAAUCAGUCCUACACUCCAUUCGAUUCUUCGAAUACUCGACGAAGCCGACGAUCUCGUCAGGGAUUCACCACCAGACGACCAAGGUGGCUCGCGCUUUGGAAACAAGGCUUUCCGAACCUUCCUGGAUUUGGUGAAGGAGAAGGCUGCCAUAUGGCAGAGUCAGCUCGGCGUCAGUAAGGCGGCGAACGAUGAAGUGGCGGUCUACUUGGAACACUCUUUCGGAAAUAGGAUGCGGAUAGACUAUGGUUCAGGACACGAGCUCAACUUCAUCAUGUGGCUGCUGUGCCUCUAUCAGCUCCGAAUCAUCACCAAAGACGACUUUCGGCCCCUUGUGCUCAAAAUCUUUGAGCGGUAUUUGAAACUCAUGCGGAACGUCCAGUUGACAUACUAUCUGGAGCCUGCGGGUUCGCAUGGUGUCUGGGGCCUGGACGAUUACCAAUUUCUUCCGUUCUUAUUCGGUGCCUCCCAACUUCUCCAUCACCCCUUCAUCACGCCACUGGCGAUCCACCAGGAUCUUACACUGGAAGAGUUCAGCCACGAUUUCCUGUAUCUCGGCCAAGUCAACUUCGUCAACGACACUAAGACGGUCAAGGGCCUGCGGUGGCACAGUCCCAUGCUGGACGACAUUUCUGCCGCCAAGUCGUGGACCAAGGUGGAAGGGGGCAUGCGCCGGAUGUUUGUCGCCGAGGUUUUGAGGAAACUGCCUGUCAUGCAGCAUUUCCUCUUUGGCUCGCUCGUGCCGGCGGUGGAUGGCAUGAGCACAGAGCAAGAUUUCGGGCUAGAGGACGAGGAACAUGAGGAGGAAGGGGGCGAGAUCUUGCCCGGAAACGUUGGCAAGCACAAACAUCAGCAUGUGGGCUGGGGCGAUUGCUGCGGCAUCAAGGUCCCGAGUAGUGUUGCUGCGGCGCAAGAAAUGAAGAAAAGGGGAGCUCGUGAGGCUCUUCGUAGAAUACCCUUUGAUUAA
Colletotrichum spaethianum is the source of this 1233-nucleotide messenger RNA. Its product is annotated as serine/threonine-protein phosphatase 2A regulatory subunit delta isoform. Lineage: Eukaryota; Fungi; Ascomycota; Sordariomycetes; Glomerellales; Glomerellaceae. The record is from RefSeq and is a predicted model, not a curated record. Gene Ontology annotation, cellular component: nucleus; cytoplasm; protein phosphatase type 2A complex. Gene Ontology annotation, biological process: mitotic spindle organization. Gene Ontology annotation, molecular function: protein tyrosine phosphatase activator activity; peptidyl-prolyl cis-trans isomerase activity. The coding region runs from base 1 to 1233 and encodes 410 amino acids. The transcript has 2 exons.